AACCAGGAUGAUCCUAAGGGGGGGGGUUACAACUACCUGAAAGUGGGGCGUUACAACUACUGGAAGGUCUCUGAGGGCUAUGGUGUUAAGCGUAUAGAGCUCAAAGUACAUCCCAAUGGGGGGGGUUACAACCCCCAAAACCCCCCCCUGGUUACGCCUAUGGUAUCUAUGUAAUAUUUUUUAAAUAACUUUGGUCCAUUUCGUCGAUUCGCCCCAACUUUUUAAAUGAUCCAUUUCGCCGAUUCAAGUUUAUAAUAGGCAACCCAAAUUACACGGCGCAAAGUAGUGGGUCAGGAUUUAGUUGCAAAUAUCAAAAUUUGUCAAAUGUCAAACAACAUCUCACAAAAAACAAAAAUCGCAGUCAGAAAUGCAAAUGCGUCUGCGUCGCGUGUUGUUUGUUUUUGUUUGUUUAAGCAACUUUAAUCUAGUUAAAUCUAAGACACACUUUUAAACGACAGAGGAAAUAAUUAUGUUGGAGGAAACUUUAUUACAUUUAAAGCCAAGAAUUUGGCUUUGGUUGGACUCUGGAUUGGAUCCAUCUGUAUCUGUUUAAUGUUAGGAAGAUGCAAAAGAAAUUAGGAGAUAAGGCAUUCUUAUGAAGUAGUAGUUGUUAGUAAGAGUCACAUUGAAGAUUGGUGCAUCGGAUGGACGCAUUGGAUCAACGCAUCGGAUGGAUGCAUCUGCUUCAAUGUGGUAAGCAUUCGACCUACUGAUCCAUUCCAACAACACCAAAAAACUGCUUACUGAAGCAAUGAAGAAAACAGAAAAGACAUCAUUUGAAAACGUUUUUAUUAUGGGUUCGUCUACAUUCUAUAGUUGUUACAAGCUAUAGUCACCUUUUGUUUUUUUUGGAAUGGUUUGGAUAACAAUAAGAUAACUCAAGCACCAUUACCUAACCUUACCGUCACCAGCAUAGCAGCCGUUUUUGCUUUAUUCCCAACAGACUUCCAAAUUCGUUGGAUUUUGGUAGCGCCUUGAAGGAACACCCUUAUAGGACCUUUUUUUUGUGGAAACUUCUGUUUGAUAAGUUUCUCUGGAGUUGUAGCAGUGCAUUGCAUCUAUUUUCACGACUGGACGGACAAACAAACAUUACUGGUAUAAGUAUUCACUCGAACAUUAGCUUGAGGACAGAGAGUAAGUUAAGCUUUUCCUACGUUAUCAUAUCUCAUUCUCAAGUAUAGCUCCUAGUUGUGUAACAUGUCAGCGUUUAAGGUAGAGCAUCUGUUAGCUCCUGAGUUGGAAUAUGAGUUGAGAGUCCGUCAAUUAAAUGAUCCAUCAAUAUCAACAGUUGAUCAGAAAAGGGUAACAUUGAGAGGUGCUUUGACGCAAACUUCAGCGAACCGAAGUCAUGCUGUUCUGUCAGCUUCCCAUCUUAGGUUUAGUGAGGAGAUUCUUGAAAUUGAAGUUACUCUUACAGAUCUCAAGGCCAAAAUUAGUUCUUUUGUUGGUUCCUCCAGUGAUACUGCUUAUGGUCGCUAUACUUCUCGGUUGGGUCAUGUUGCAGGUAGAGUCCAUCUGUUGGAACCUACAACAGAGGAAGAGGAGGCAGUGAAGAAGUCCCUUAAUUUCAGGAUUCUUGCUCUGGAGGGUGAACUUGAUUUCAAAGUGACUCCACAAGCUCACUUCACCCCUCAUAACACUAGUGUAUCAGUAAACUCCUUUCCUUUCAUGAAGUCUGCUCCUAUUCAUAAAUGGGGCAUACAUUUUUCAGGUAAACCUAAUGAAAACGUUGUUAGUUUUUUGGAAAAGGUAGAGUGUCUGCGUAUAGCACGUGGGAACAGCGAGGGUGAGUGUUACUCCGCAGCUGGUGACUUGUUUAGGGAUUCAGCCUUUACGUGGUACCUCAAUAAUCGAGGUAGUUUUGCUUCAUGGCCAGAGUUAGUUGCCAAAUUAAAGUCAGAUUUUCUUCCUUAUAACUAUGAAGACAAUUUAUUGGAUGAAAUUAAGUCACGGAAACAAGCUGCCCAGGAGAAAGUCACUAUUUUCAUCAACGAGAUUGUUAGUUUAUGUAAACGUUUGGAGGUUCCUCUGUCUGAGUCACACAUUGUCCGGAUUAUUAAGAAAAAUUUGUUGCCAUCUUAUCAUUCGAGUCUAGCACUCACUGAUAUUCCCUCGAUUGCAGAUCUUACUGAAAAAUGUAAGAGGUUGGAAGAAGUUUUGUCAUGGUCUUCUGACACUGUGUCUAGUGUCCCUAGUCGGUCAAAUAUUAGAAAUCACGAAUCAUCCUAUUCGGGCAGGCAAAAUUAUUCUCGUUCUUGUAAUGUAUCUACCUUCAACUCCAGAAUUACCUGUUGGAAUUGUCGUCAGCCAGGACAUGGGUAUUUUGACUGUUCUGAACCGAGAGGGUUGUUUUGCUAUGGAUGUGGACGUCAAGGAGUCCGUAAGUUUGAGUGCGAAUUCUGUUCGGGAAACGACAGAAGGGGUGGGUCGUCUCCCCUGGCUCCCACUCCCCAUCAAAAUACAGGGAAUACCCUAGAAAAUCCUCAAGACCCAGGAACCAGUUUCUCGAGUCAGGAGGCCCAUGCCUCAACCCCUCAAACAUCCCAACCUCCACCAAAAGACAAAAGACCACGGAACGGCAGAUACCAACCGAAAAGAGGACGUUAG
This is a messenger RNA of Diabrotica virgifera virgifera (western corn rootworm), 2607 nucleotides long. RefSeq lists its product as uncharacterized. NCBI's taxonomy places the organism in Eukaryota, Metazoa, Arthropoda, Insecta, Coleoptera, Chrysomelidae. The transcript is spliced from 6 exons. Gene Ontology annotation, molecular function: zinc ion binding; nucleic acid binding. The record is from RefSeq and is a predicted model, not a curated record. The coding region runs from base 1198 to 2607 and encodes 469 amino acids.